Messenger RNA from Gossypium raimondii (Peruvian cotton), 1510 nucleotides. RefSeq names its product J protein JJJ2. The record is from RefSeq and is a predicted model, not a curated record. The transcript is spliced from 2 exons. Bases 240 to 1274 code for a protein of 344 amino acids. Lineage: Eukaryota; Viridiplantae; Streptophyta; Magnoliopsida; Malvales; Malvaceae.
UCGUCAGAAAAUCCAUGAUUCAUGACCAAAACACCAAAAACACCCUUCUUUUCAAUCUCAUAAUAUAAAAUAAUUGUUUGUAAUAUAAAGAAAAAUCUAGGAUUAAUUUCGUCCAUCUAGCCUUCAAAUUUCCUACAUAAACAAAAAUUUAAAUUUCGUAGUAUUUUACCCUACAAAAUCGAAGAUCCAAUCGUUUUUCGCCCUCCAAACAGACCCCCUUACCCUCCCCCUUUUGGAAAAUGGAGGAAAACGGUAACAGAGCCGAAGCCGUUCGUCUUCUAGGAAUUGCCGAGAAGCUUCUCCAGAAUCGUGAUUUCAACGGUUCAAGAGACUUCGCAAUCUUAGCCCAAGAGACUGAACCGCUGUUGGACGGGUCGGAUCAGAUCCUAGCCGUCGCCGACGUUAUCCUCGCAGGCGAGAAGAGAAUAAACAACCACCAAGAUUGGUACUCCAUCUUACAAAUCGACGGCCGAUCAGAAGACAACGAUCUCAUAAAGAAACAGUAUCGUCGCCUAGCUCUCCUCCUUCAUCCAGACAAAAACAAGUCCCCGUUCGCCGAUCACGCGUUCCAGCUUGUGGCCGAUGCGUGGGCUGUUUUAUCUAACAGCUCGAAGAAAUCUCUUUACGACAAAGAAUUGAGCUUGUUUACGAGGAUUGAUUUAAGCAGCGGCGGCGGGGACCGUUCGAAUCAAGCUGGGAAAUUACCCGUAACGAGAAAAGGACAAAGCCGGACGCCGAAUCCAAAGACCCCAAAUGAGAACCAAAGGUCGAGAAUGGCGACAUUUUGGACAGCUUGUCCGUACUGUUAUAGAUUGUUUGAGUACCCUAGGGCUUACGAAAGUUGUUGUUUAAGGUGCCAGAAUUGUGAGAAAGCUUUUCAUGCGGUCGAUAUUCCGACAUUGCCGCCGUUGGUUCCGGGAAAAGAAGCUUAUUAUUGUUGCUGGGCGUUUUUUCCGUUAGGGUUUGUGUCUAGAAGUCCGGAAAGUGAAGGAAAAGCCUCAACCGGCUUUCCCAAUUGGAUGCAACCUACGUUUCCAGCAGUGCCGCCGCAUGAGAGUGAAAGAAAUGGAGGCAUUGAGCAAGCUACUCCGCCUGCCCCGAUGCCGGCACCAGUGUCAGCGGCAGCACCAGCACCAACGCCGCCUUCAUUUAUUCCUUCGACCACCGCAACGAAGGUGGUAGAAAAUAUGAAUAACGUGGCAGUGGUUUCAGGUCGGAAUGUGUCGAAUUCGGGCUCAAGGAAAAGAGGGAGGCCGAGGAAGAAUCCUCUGUGAGGUUUGAUCGGAACUUUCGAGGUGGUAACAGAGGGUACCAGAGGAUUUCGAUGAACCGAGAAAGAAGAAUAAGGCCGAGGCUGAAACACUGCAACGGUUGGGGGUUAAAUUUGUAGGUAUUGUUGUAGUUGUUAAUUAUUUUGUUUGUAGAUUGUUUUCUAUGUACUGACUAGCACAUAGGCUAUCAUUGUAACAUUAUGAUAUAUUCAGCAAUGUCAAGUCAGCAAGUUCUUUCA